Molecule: messenger RNA, 3150 nt
Organism: Schistosoma intercalatum
Lineage: Eukaryota; Metazoa; Platyhelminthes; Trematoda; Strigeidida; Schistosomatidae
Source: the annotation of a GenBank genome assembly
AACCCUUCUGAUUGCCUCGUCCACAAAUUAGAGUCACGCCACAUUUACUCGAACGGCAAUCCCAGCCAUCUGACCAAGUUACACACUUGAGCUGUUAUCCCGAUAUCAAACUUUCUUCAGUUAUGCACAUACAUAAUUGCUGAUUGUGACCGUUCCUAGUGCGUUUUUGUGCUAACUGAGGUCUUGACUCAAGUGAGUCGAGUACUUUUUCAGUUCCUACAGGCAACCGGUCUUAGUAAAAAAUGAUGGCAAAUUUAAAUUUCUAAAAGCAUAUAUUGUUAAAAUUUGUUACGGGAAAUGUUUGCUGAUAAUAGUGUUCCUAGUCAAUUCUAUAGAGUUGACUAUCUGUAGAUUGACUGGCCGCCCAAUUUCGGGGAAAAUUUUACCCGUUUUGGGGAAAUUUUGGGAGAGCCGCUACAGAAGCUUCUGGAAAAUGGCACAAAAACCCCAAAAUAGGGAGAUUGGUCGGAAAACCCUUUCCGGGAAUUUAUUUACUGUUUAACAAUGAUGAACAGAUAGUUAAAUCCUUGACAAAUAAUUUGAUUUUGAAAACUGAAUUACGGUACGAAGUGAUACUGAAACAAACACAUGUCAAAUUACAUUAGCCAUCAGAUUAAACGUCCGGAUAUUGUGAGAAGAAAUCAAGAAGAAGCACAAAACUCCACACUAUACAUUUUAAAACAGUAUGGACCAACAUUUUACUUGCUACAGGACGUUUCAAAGCAAAAAUAUAAGGUACAACUCGGUGAUGUUCAUACUUGCUCAUGUGGUGACUUUACAAAAAAUCGUGAACUAUGUGUUCAUUUAUGCUGGAUAUUAAUUAGACGAUUCAAAGUAGACCCAAAUAAUCCUGUAUCUUGGCAAUCUGGAUUAGUUGAGCGAGAAAUAUCAGCUCUUUUAGACGGACAGCACUCAGCAACGAAUAAUGUCACAAAUUCCACUGAGCCUAAAGUUCUGAAUGAGAAUAAAUUUGAUGAAAAGACUUCAUAUAACCUACAACGCCCAAUUGGAGAAAACGAUAUUUGCCCAAUAUGCCAGGAUUACCUUUUUUCUCAAGUGCGACUUCCAGUAACAUUUUGCCGUAAAAAUUGUGGUAACAGUCUACAUAUACGAUGUAUGAAAGUAUGGACAGACUAUCAAAGAAAACAAAACCCUUUAGGAUUAAUGGAUUACGUAAAAUGUCCUAUCUGUCGAGGGGAUUUUGCACCCUUACAUGUUCUUAUUCGGGAAUUUACGGGAAAUGUGAAAAUAGAUACUAAAAAGUCUACUGAACCUAAACAUAUUCACAAUAUGACCAUUAUUGGUCAAGCAAACGAUUCACAGAGAAAACUGAACAUCGAAACAAUGCAAACAAGACAUUUGAAUACACGAUGUUUAUCAUGUUUAUGCUCGCCAAUAUUAGGUAAUAUUUAUCGUUGUGAAACAUGCUAUCAAUUAGGACAAGAUGAAAAUUUAAAUCCAUUUUUAUGUUCACUGUGUUUUCGUUCUAAUAAGCAUUUACAACACGGUCUAUAUGUUUAUAGAGAGACAUCACACGGAAAAUGGCUUGAAGUACCACCUAAUCGAGGUGCUAUUACAAAUCUCUCUGGACAGUUAGUUAGCAAAGUUCAAGAAAACAAUAAAAACCUUCAGUCAAGCUCAACAGAAAAAUGCAACCAUUUGUCAAUUAACGAAGAAUGGAAACCUCUUCAAUUAGCUGAAUUAGCUCAAAUUCGUCAGUGGACAAUUAGAAUUCCCAGAAAUCAUUCUGAUUUCAUUUCAUCAAAACCGUCGGAUAAAGCAACUAAUAAUGAUAAUAAAAUUAAGUCUGUGAAAGGAAAGUCAUCGACAAGUUCUAAUUUAUUUCCAGAGCGUUCAGGGACAUCAUUCUCGAUGGGAUUGUUAUCACCAGGUCGUCAAUGCCUUCUUUGUUUAAUGUUCUUUAAAGUAAAUGAUAAAGUUAGACAACUGUCACCUGGCUGUCAACAUAUUUUUCAUUCAUAUUGUAUUGAUCCGUGGCUGCUUCAUAAGUCAUCAACAUGUCCGAUUGAUAACACACCUAUUCGUCCUAUAAAAACAAUCGAUAAAAAAUCAUCGACAAAUCGUACAUCAAGACAAAGAACUGAUGAAAUGUUGACUGACAAUUUGAGUGAAUUAAAAAUUUUUGCUAAACGUAUUGAAGGCAAACCGAAAAUUAGAGCGAACCCUUCUCAUAAUAACUUAGCGAGCACUGGGGAUUAAUUUCAAAGAAAAAAUUAACUUAACGUAAGUCAUAAUGAAUUUAUGCACACGCACAGAAAUAUCACCCCAAUUGACCUUUUAUACAAGGGUCAUGAAAACGAAUCUGUUUGUAUUGAUGCGAGCCUAAAUUAACAUAACACAACUAUCAGCUUAUAGGAGGACAGAACCGUGAUUGUGCAACUUGCAAAUAAAAUACAUAUGAAAAUUGAGGUAUUAAAAAGUCGUUCAAAUGAAAUUUAUAAUCCAUUUAAAGGCAGAACACUAUAUUAUUUAAACCAUGUUAUUAUAUUGACAAGAUGCGUUUAGUAUCAAUAAAACUACUUUUUUUACCACAUGAAUAUAUAUUACUUUACUACUGAAAAAAUUGUUAGUAGCUUGUAGAUUUCGAAUGUAAUAAGUUGAUCUUACAUAACUUAAAAGUUAUAGCUAAGAUUAGAUAUUUCGAGAUAUUUGUGAAACAGAGUAGAAUGUAUUAGGAGUAUCACUUUAAAUUUAGAUUUAAUCGUUCAAUUAAAAUAAACCAAUCAAUAUCUUUUGUGAGGAUCCUGUGAAUGAAUUCAGCAUUUGGUUGACUAUUUCCGAUUUUUCCGUUGUAAUUAUUUCUUUCUAAGUAUAAAAAGGUUUCAUUAUUCUUAUAUAUAGAUAUUCAUUUCACUGCUGCCUCUCUUAUUUAAUAUUUUUAUUUUCUCAAAUAUCAGUUCAGACUUAAUUUUGUGACAGUUUGUAUUUGUCUUAUUUAAUUGAAUAUAUCAUCUUUAUUGUUCCUUAAAGUAUUUCUGAUCAUGAAUUCCGAAUAGAUUUUCUGCAUUUUGAAGAAAAUUUCAACUUUUUGGUGGAGUUUUGUUCUCUGAGCUCCACUAUCUCAAAAUUUCAACUAAUUUACCUUUGAGAUUAUUCGAAAUCGAUUAUCGAUAAAUAAAAAAAACAUUG